Hippopotamus amphibius kiboko is the source of this 1823-nucleotide messenger RNA. RefSeq names its product CDC like kinase 1 (gene CLK1). Gene Ontology annotation, molecular function: ATP binding; protein tyrosine kinase activity. Gene Ontology annotation, biological process: protein phosphorylation; regulation of RNA splicing. Lineage: Eukaryota; Metazoa; Chordata; Mammalia; Artiodactyla; Hippopotamidae. The transcript has 13 exons. Bases 132 to 1589 code for a protein of 485 amino acids. The record is from RefSeq and is a predicted model, not a curated record. Gene Ontology annotation, cellular component: nucleus.
UUCCAGGAGAGUCCAGACGCUGCGGCUGUCAGCUCCAUUUUGUUGUCGGAGCUCGUCGCAGCCAGCUGGGUUUUCUCCGUGGUCGCGUUGCGAGCAUUGUCUCCUUACGCUGGAACUCUCUGGCCAGGACGAUGAGACACUCAAAGAGAACUUACUGUCCUGAUUGGGAUGAAAAAGAUUGGGAUUAUGCAAAAUGGAGGAGCAGCAGCAGCUGUCAUAAAAGAAGGAAGAGAUCACAUAGCAGUGCACGGGAGAACAAGCGCUGCAGAUAUAAUUUCUCUAAAACAUCUGAUAGCUAUUAUCUGGAAAGCAGAUCCAUAAAUGGGAAAGAUUAUCAUAGUCGACGCUACAUUGAUGAAUACAGAAAUGACUACGAUCAAGGAUGUGAACCAGGACAUCGUCAUAGAGAUCAUGAAAGCAGAUAUCAGAACCAUAGCAGCAAGUCCUCUGGUAGAAGUGGAAGGAGUAGUUAUAAAGGCAAACACAGAAUUCACCACAGCACUUCAUAUCAUCGUUCACAUGGGAAGAGUCACCGAAGGAAAAGAACCAGGAGUGUAGAGGAUGAUGAGGAGGGUCACCUGAUCUGUCAGAGUGGAGACGUACUAAGUGCAAGAUAUGAAAUUGUUGAUACUUUAGGUGAAGGAGCUUUUGGGAAAGUCGUGGAGUGCAUUGAUCAUAAAGCGGGAGGUAGACAUGUAGCAGUAAAAAUAGUUAAAAAUGUGGAUAGAUAUUGUGAAGCUGCUCGCUCAGAAAUACAAGUUCUGGAACACUUAAAUACAACAGACCCCAGCAGUACAUUCCGCUGUGUCCAAAUGUUAGAGUGGUUUGAGCAUCAUGGUCACGUCUGCAUUGUGUUUGAACUACUAGGACUUAGUACUUACGACUUUAUUAAGGAAAAUGGUUUUCUGCCCUUUCGACUGGAUCAUAUCAGGAAGAUGGCGUAUCAGAUAUGCAAGUCUGUGAAUUUUCUACACGGUAAUAAAUUGACUCACACAGACUUAAAGCCUGAAAACAUCUUAUUUGUACAAUCUGAGUACACAGAGGCAUAUAAUCCCAAAAUGAAACGUGAUGAACGUACUUUAAUAAAUCCAGAUAUUAAAGUUGUAGACUUUGGAAGUGCAACAUACGAUGAUGAACAUCACAGUACGUUGGUAUCUACAAGACAUUAUAGGGCACCUGAAGUUAUUUUAGCCCUAGGAUGGUCCCAACCAUGUGAUGUCUGGAGUAUAGGAUGUAUUCUUAUUGAAUAUUACCUUGGAUUUACAGUAUUUCCAACACAUGAUAGUAAGGAACAUUUGGCUAUGAUGGAAAGGAUUCUUGGACCUUUACCAAAACAUAUGAUACAGAAAACCAGGAAACGUAAAUAUUUCCAUCAUGAUCGAUUAGACUGGGACGAACACAGUUCUGCUGGCAGAUACGUUUCAAGGCGCUGUAAACCUCUGAAGGAAUUUAUGCUUUCUCAAGAUGCUGAACAUGAGCUUCUCUUUGACCUCAUUCAGAAAAUGUUGGAGUAUGAUCCAGCUAAAAGGAUUACUCUUAAAGAAGCCUUAAAACAUCCUUUCUUUUGCCCCCUUAAAAAAACUAUAUAAAUCUAUAAUUGUAUAGCUCCCUUAAGAGAUCAUAUGGACUGUAUCAGUCUAGUUUUUAAAUAUUAAGUUAUUUUGUACAGCUUUUGUAAAUUUCUUACAUUUUUGUAUUGCUGUGUUUAUUUUGUUUGGGUAGCUUGAUUUAAGUAAAUAGCCAAGUAAAGUAAUGAACGUCUUUUUCAGUAAUUACUGUAUAAAAUGAUUUAUUCAGAAUAAAUUUCUUUGUAUGAAUCUGUA